Clonostachys rhizophaga is the source of this 1728-nucleotide messenger RNA. The record is from the annotation of a GenBank genome assembly. NCBI's taxonomy places the organism in Eukaryota, Fungi, Ascomycota, Sordariomycetes, Hypocreales, Bionectriaceae.
AUGAUGCCCAUCCUCUCCAGAGCUUCUGGCCAAAUGGCCAGUCGCACAAUUGCCUCUCGGGCUCUAUCGACAGCUUCGAGGGCUACUCCCCGAUCUCUCACGAAGCCCUCGGUGUCGAUGAAGCUGGCCACCACUGGCCGUAUCGCCUUCCGCAGAGCUUACGCCAGCGAGGCUCCCAAGCCCAAGCCCAGGCCUGGCAAGAUUCGACGAACCCUCCGCUGGACAUGGCGACUCACAUAUCUGACCUUUGGUGGCCUUUUGGGCUACACUGCCUGGGUUAUCUACGAGGAUCGUCACCCCCAGGAUCAGGUCAAGCCCGACCCCAGCAAGAAGACUCUCGUCGUCUUGGGUACUGGCUGGGGCUCCGUUGCUCUUCUCAAGAACCUCGACACCGAGAACUACAAUGUCAUCGUCGUAUCACCACGAAACUUCUUCCUCUUUACCCCUCUGCUGCCUUCAUGUACCACUGGUUUGAUCGAGCACCGCUCCAUCAUGGAGCCAAUCCGCGCCAUCCUACGCCACAAGAAGGGCUCUGUUCAAUACUAUGAAGCAGAGGCCACAACCAUUGACCCUGAGCGCAAGGUUGUCAAGGUCGCCGACAAUUCCGAAGUCAAGGGCUCUAUUGCAGAGAACGAGAUCCACUACGACAUGCUCGUUGUGGGCGUUGGUGCGGAGAACUCUACCUUUGGUAUUCCCGGUGUGAGAGAGAACAGCUGCUUCCUAAAGGAGAUUGACGAUGCCCAGCGCAUUCGCAAGAAGAUCAUGGACUGCGUCGAGACCGCCGCUUUCAAGGACCAAUCCGAGGAGGAUAUUGACCGCCUAAUGCACAUGGUCGUUGUCGGCGGUGGUCCUACUGGUGUCGAGUUCGCCGGCGAGCUCCAGGAUUUCUUCGAGGAGGAUAUUAAGAAGCUGAUCCCCGAGAUCAGCCCUCGCUUCAAGGUCACUUUGAUCGAAGCCCUUCCCAACGUCCUUCCUUCUUUCUCCAAGCAGCUCAUUGAGUACACCGAGAACACUCUCCGUGAGGAGAAGAUCGACAUCAAGCUCAAGACUAUGGUCAAGAGGGUCACCGAGAACACUGUCGAGGCUGAGGUCAGCCGACCCGACGGCACCAAGGAGCGCCUGACGAUCCCCUACGGUCUUCUCGUCUGGGCCACCGGUAACACCAUCCGCCCCAUCAUCAAGGACCUCAUCUCCCGCAUCCCCGCCCAGGCCAACUCUCGCCGUGGUCUCGCCGUGAACGAAUACCUGGUUGUGCAGGGCGCUCGCGACAUCUGGGCCGUUGGUGACUGCGCUGUUGCCGGAUAUGCCCCCACUGCCCAGGUCGCCUCCCAGGAGGGUACCUUCCUCGCCCGUCUGUUCAACAACAUGGCCAAGACCGAGUCUCACGAGGCCCGCAUCACCGAGCUCAGCACCAGCCUAAACGUCCAGCCCGGCAACGCUGCUGAGACCGCCCAGGAGAUUGAGUCCCUGGAGCGCCAGCUCAAGAAGAUUCGCGAUGUCAAGCCCUUCAGGUACAGUCACCAGGGAAGCAUGGCCUACAUCGGUAGCGAGAAGGCCGUCGCCGACGUGACCUGGUGGAACGGUAAUAUCGCCAGCGGCGGUAGCUUGACUUUCCUCUUCUGGCGAAGUGCCUACCUUUCCAUGUGCUUCAGCACCCGCAACCGUGUCCUGGUUAUCGUUGACUGGCUCAAGUCCAAGGCAUUCGGCCGUGAUGUUUCUCGAGAGUAA